CGACUAUCACCUCCUAUAAAAUGUUCUGUGCCUACCACUAUCAAAUUCGGGCUGCUAGUAAACAGAUGGAAGUGAAAGUUCAGAAAUGUAAUAAAAGUUAAUGGAGCAUAUAUCAAAAACGUUGAGUAAAACUUAGUAUCUACCUGUCUUAACGUAAUAAUAUUUGAAUAAUGUAUUAUCAAGAACUUAAUGGAAAUAUUACUAAAAAAAGGACAGUAAAUUUACUGAACAAAGCACCUGAUAAGGAAAUUGUAAGUGAUUCGAAAGAAAAACUAAGUAAAGUUUCGGUUUCUAAUGGCCGAAUCAUCGCGCUUGUUUUUUUAUCACUUCUAUUGGAUUUAUUAGCUUUUACCAUGAUACUGCCGCUUCUUCCAACACUACUUGAUUACUACAAUAGAGAGGAAGGUCAUGGAGACAGUUUAUAUUCAUCCCUACUUCAAGCAGUUAAAAGUUUCCAAAAAUUAACUGGAGCACCAGAUCAAUUUGCCUCGGUUUUGUUUGGAGGGGCUCUUGGCUCAAUGUAUAGUUUUCUACAGUUUUUGACAAGCCCUAUUAUUGGAAGUUUGUCUGAUGCUUAUGGUAGAAAACCCUUGCUCCUGUUUUGCUUGAUUGGUAUAGCAAUAUCCCAUGCACUUUGGAGCUAUGCAAGUACAUUUAGUUUGUUUGUUUUGGCACGCUUCAUUGGUGGAUUGAGUAAAGCCAAUGUUAGUCUCAGUAUGGCAAUUGUUACUGAUGCUUCCAGCGAAAAAACCAGAGCAAAGGGAAUGGCUUUAAUAGGAUUAGCUUUCUCCGUUGGAUUUAUAGUGGGCCCAUUAGCUGGAGCGUGGUUUGCAAAAAGCAGCGAAAUUUCAUCUGGUGCCUGGGGAGAGAAACCAGCUUAUUGUGCUCUAACUCUUGCCUUAGCGAAUAUUUUUGUUGUACUGCUAUGUAUACCGGAGACUUUACCUAAAGAAAAACGUGCACCUCUUUCGCUCACGAUUUCUAAAUCUGUGGAUUAUGUCUCACCUUGGCAUUUACUAAGAUUUACGGCGGUAAAGAAACUAUCUUCUCACCAAAACAAAGUCCUUAACAAGCUGGGUCUUAUUUACUUCUUAUAUUUGUUUAUAUACUCGGGCCUCGAGUUUACUAUAACAUUCCUAACUCACCAUACAUUUGGUUACACCGCAAUGCAACAAGGGAAAAUGUUUUUGGUUAUAGGUUUAAUAAUGGCCGUACUACAAGGCGGCGCGGCCCGCAGGCUCGGUACAGUUGGCGCCGAGAAAGCUGCGCGCGCGGCGUUAGCGCUCACGCCUCCGUCAUUCCUAUGCGUCGCCUUAGCUGCGCUGACGCAUUCAACAAUCGUAACGCCCAAUACCUGGCUGUGGGUCGGCCUUGUAUUGUUCGCCGUGUCGACUGCGUUCGCAGUAUCAUGUAUGACGUCGAUGGCCGCGGGGCAGGCCCCGGAGGAGGCGCGCGGCGCGGUUUUGGGAAGUCUGCGCUCUUUGGGCGCACUCGCUAGGGGAAUAGGCCCCAUGAUUGCUGCAUCAGUUUACUGGUGUUCGGGUGCAGCGACCACUUACACUAUAGGAUCAGUAAUUUUGAUAAUUCCAGCUGUGAUGAUUUAUAGACUGAAGACAUGAAAUGUACCUACCUUAGCAUUCACGUCCAAUUUACUCUUUUUACAACAAGCAAUAACUUUAGAAGUAAGUCGUAAUGAACAAUUCCAUUUAUUUAUUUUUUGUUAUUGUUUUACACACUUUUUGCUCUAUUUUAUAUUUUUAUCUUAAAAAACUAUUUUGUGAAUAUAUCUCGAAUAACAGUAUUAAAUUUGUUUCUAAAUUAAGUUUUGGUUUUAUUUAUUCUAAACUAUGAUUCUUCGUUUUUACCAUAUGGAGAGUCCUAAUAAUGACCUGAUUUUUGUAGUAGACCUGAGGUCCUAACAAUGACCUAUGUGCUACCUUGCCCCUUUUACCCCCAUCUCUCUGAUGCGCCACAUCAAAAACCAUCGGCACAACACAUCGCGACACAAAUGUAAUACUAAAUGUAUGAAACCGAUACCCAUCUGACGCGUCACAAUCACAACACAACACAUCAGCUAAGUGAAGUUAGAUAUUGAUUUCUUCAGUGAUGGCUCCCUCAGUAAGUG
Chilo suppressalis (striped riceborer) is the source of this 2125-nucleotide messenger RNA. Lineage: Eukaryota; Metazoa; Arthropoda; Insecta; Lepidoptera; Crambidae. The record is from the annotation of a GenBank genome assembly.